Xiphias gladius (swordfish) is the source of this 1922-nucleotide messenger RNA. RefSeq names its product otolin 1a (gene otol1a). The transcript has 6 exons. NCBI's taxonomy places the organism in Eukaryota, Metazoa, Chordata, Actinopteri, Istiophoriformes, Xiphiidae. The coding region runs from base 232 to 1737 and encodes 501 amino acids. Gene Ontology annotation, molecular function: protein binding. The record is from RefSeq and is a predicted model, not a curated record.
GCAAAACACUGGAGCCAAUGGCGGUGGCUGCGGAAUCAAAUGGUGAUGUCAUCUAGUAUAACAUUACAUGUGAGGCUCGUAAUAAAUCCAGACACAUCUUUACUCCACAGAUCAACUCUGUGUGACAGGAGUUGAGGUACUGACGGCAAUAUAAGGACGGAGGCAAGCUGCAUCAAUCCAUAUUUGGAGGGGAUGGAGUGAAAAGUCAACACCACCAACAUCAGCAGAUCAAUGUGCCGAGCCCUCAGUAUGCCAUCCGUUCACCUUACUUCCCUCAACACUCUCCUUGUGGUCCUGAUGGCCGCGCUGACUUCCAGUGCCAGAACCACGCAUUUGCUCAAACCUCAGAGCACCAAGAAGCCCCCUCGAGGCGGAGGCGGGGGUGGAGGAUUUGGAAGAACCACCACCACGACCGUGUCCCCUUCAAGCAGCCUGCACACAGAUGAGACAACUGAGGUUCUGAUGGACGGUUACUCCUUGACUCCAACAGACAGUACCACCUACUCCAGCGACACUUAUCCCACUGAUUUCCGCACAGAUGCCAUAGCACCCUGUGGAAACACCCAUGGAAACUAUACCUUCGACUACAAUGAAUGCUUCUUCAACUUCUGUGAGUGUUGUCCGCCAGAAAGUGGAUCUGUAGGGCCCACGGGAGAGAGAGGGCCACCAGGACAGCCAGGACGGAGGGGCCCUCCAGGGUUGCCAGGAGAGAAAGGAGAAACAGGGCCUAGAGGACCUCCAGGACCAGCAGGACUACCUGGAGCCAACGGACUCAGUGGCGACAUAGGUGAAAAAGGUGAUCAAGGAUCUUUGGGUCUUCCUGGGAUUCCUGGAAAAUCAGGAGAAAAAGGUAAUCCAGGCCCCAGAGGAGAGAAAGGUGAACAUGGUCUGAAAGGGGACCCGGGAGAAAGAGGAGAGCCUGGCCUGAAUGGAACUAAAGGCAGCACUGGGCGAGAGGGGCCGAUGGGUCCCCCAGGGAUAUCUGGGACAAAGGGUCAGAAAGGUGAACAAAGAUUUACAGCCGAGUGUUUACCUGGUGAGAAAGGAGAGAAAGGCGAUGUGGGUGAAAGUGGGACCCCUGGUCUAAGAGGUGAGAUGGGCCCCCCAGGAGUGAAUGGAACUGACAGUGCAAAGGGAGAGAGAGGGGAGCCCGGGCCUCCAGGAGGGAAGGGGGAUACUGGGGCGAGAGGGCCCCCAGGACCUCUGGGUGGGAGGGGUAUGGCAGGGCUGAGGGGGGAGAGGGGGCCUAAAGGUGGGCGUGGGCCUCGGGGCCCAAAAGGUCCACCAGGUGAGAGUGUUGAGCAGGUUCGCUCUGCCUUCAGCGUGGGCUUGUUCCCCAGCAGGUCCUUCCCUCCGCCUGGCGUACCAGUGAAGUUUGAUAAGGUGUUUUACAACAGGGAGGGUCACUGGGACCCAGCACUCAACAAGUUCAAUGUCACCUACCCGGGGGUCUACUUAUUCAGUUACCACAUCACUGUGCGCAACAGGCCUGUCCGUGCUGCCCUGGUGGUUAAUGGGAUACGGAAGCUGCGGACUCGGGAUUCUCUGUACGGCCAAGACAUCGACCAGGCGUCCAACCUCGCACUGCUGCAGUUGAAUGAGGGCGACCAGGUGUGGCUGGAGACACUGAGAGACUGGAAUGGAAUUUACUCCAGCAGUGAGGAUGACAGCACUUUCUCCGGCUUCUUGCUUUACCGAGACUCAAAGACCAAACCAUCCGCGGUAGAAAACCUGUGACUGCAACCUUUGACCUUGGAUGAGCUUUAGUUUAAAAUUCUCGUAGACUCUGCACAACCUUCAGCCUAUUGCACCCCUCUGUCAAAUGAAUGUGAUUCAGCUGAACACCGCUGCUUCAGUAUCUGCUCACCGCUGUCGUGCUAAUCAGACCAAAUGCUUCGCUUGCCUUGCUGUAUUUGGAGAUG